UCACAUAUAACUGCUGUCUACGGUUUCCGGUAUAAAGGGAAAUCACUCUCGCACCCGUUUCUGAUGAAGGUAGUAAAUGAUCUCACAACAAAAUCAUUAACGUUUUCUCAAGAUGUGGGGAAACUAUACUUUCUGCAAUAGCCUUUUGCGGAGGAUUCUCAGUAAGCCGAUUCGUCUCAUGUCUACAAAAACAUCCAAAGCAUCAGAACACGUCUUUGAGGAAAUUUUUACAGCAGAUGAGAAGACAAGGAUUCUAGAUAUCUUCAAUAAAUGCACCACAGAAGAACUGCAAUUCAUUCGACUUUUGAACAACCAAAAGGCUGUUGCUAUAGUCAAGUACAGGGAACGGAAUGGAAAUUUUUCUUCUCUGCCUGAACUUUUACAUGUUCCAGGGUUAGGCAUCAUUGGCCUUCAAAAGAUCUGUAAUACAGUAAAAAAUGUGGACUUCACUUCUGUUCAUCAACUGAAGAAAAGCCUAGAGUUGGAAUCAGUUAAAACAAAGCCACCUUUACCAGAAAACGUGUGUGAUAACUUGAGGUCACUUGUUGCAUUGGAAAUACAUGCAGAUUGUGUUGGCUUUGCACAUAUGACUCGUGACAUGACACUAGAAUCAUGGAGUUUACUUCCAUUGUUUGACAAGCCAUUCCAACGUGUCGACCCUGUGCAAUUGUUAGAUAAGCUUAUGCAGGUGGUGCAACAACUACCAAAAGCAGACAUCUAUGUACUAGAAAGUCAGAUUUACCGCUACACUAAUCUUCGUAUUGUUCCCUUUCUCACCAAUCUUCGCCUCAUGGAAGCCAUGCUUGUGACACUGUUGAACCCAGACCUUGCCCAAACAUGCCAGUAUCGAACAUUCUUUCUCAAACAAAACUCAGUCAUGAAAUUUUUCAAUCUCUCUGUUGGAGGUGAGAAAGUGAGCUGCAGGCACAUAAUACAGGAUAUCCAGCGCACCGCAUUGCCAGAGAGAGAUCCCAAAAGUCUUGUCUCCAAUGUUAAUGUGCCAUCCAUGUUAUGGGGAACCUACUGGAAUGAGAAGUCUUUGGGUCAAGAAAGAUUGUCAAACUGUCUUCUAUUAGCGGUAGCUUUUUACAAACUGGUGGUAUUGAAGACUCACUUUCUGCAGCAGUGAUCUGUAUUUCUGCGUACUUGAUUAUUGAUAAUUGCAGAUUUAUUUAAAACGAUGUUUAUAUUAUCGUGCGGCUACCACUUUAUAUUUUAUCUUUUUUAUUCUCAGUGUAGUUUAUUUAAUUUUUUGGUAAUUAAAAGCCAUUAAUUAUGUUUUAAUAUGAUUAAUGAUGCAUUCAACGUAGUGUCUUUAAUGGCUCUGCAUUAAAAUGCACAAAUGCACCAGUAAAAGAGGACAAUUUCUUUUUAAGCCUUGAUAAAUGUUAAGGGCUUGUCAAGUUGGACUGAACAAUACUUUAGUGGUGUGCUGAGAAGAAUAUAAUUUUAUAACACUGGAGAUUUAGAAGGCUGUUUAUGUUUGUGUAAUCAUUUUUCUCGCAUUAAGUUUUAACUGGAAAGUAUCAGUGUUGACAAUUUUCUAUUAAGUGAUAAAAAAAGUUCCAUUCAGCUAGUGAAAA
Molecule: messenger RNA, 1583 nt
Organism: Pomacea canaliculata
Lineage: Eukaryota; Metazoa; Mollusca; Gastropoda; Architaenioglossa; Ampullariidae
Product: transcription elongation factor, mitochondrial-like
Exons: 4
Coding region: 113-1129 (338 amino acids)
Biological process (GO): transcription elongation by mitochondrial RNA polymerase; mitochondrial transcription
Cellular component (GO): mitochondrial nucleoid
Molecular function (GO): DNA polymerase processivity factor activity
Source: RefSeq, a predicted model, not a curated record